This is a messenger RNA of Stylophora pistillata, 2711 nucleotides long. RefSeq lists its product as uncharacterized. Gene Ontology annotation, molecular function: RNA-directed RNA polymerase activity. Lineage: Eukaryota; Metazoa; Cnidaria; Anthozoa; Scleractinia; Pocilloporidae. Gene Ontology annotation, biological process: siRNA processing. The record is from RefSeq and is a predicted model, not a curated record. Gene Ontology annotation, cellular component: nuclear RNA-directed RNA polymerase complex.
CAAACAAACUGGUUCACUACGUCAGUGUAGUUCGCUGCAUUCUACCGAUGACGGAAACAAGAUAUGUAAAGAGGACGUCAGAUUGAAGCAAUCUUACGCUUUCUUCACGAUAACUGGGUCUCAUGGCUUUUGCUGUAUGCAUCAAUUUUCAAGACAACGUUGCUCCUCCGACCGGUGAUGAAGUGUACAUCAAAUACGUGGAAUUUAAUGGCGUAGACGAAACGCAAUACAGCAAGGGGAAUACAAAACUCGAUAAAACCCUUCUGUUUGAAUACUUGCGGCGGAAUGACUCAUCUUUUCCCGAGAAGCUUCUAGGCGUCUCUUUCAAUACAACUCUGAAGCAAAAUAAGAAAAAAACCUUUUGCGAGGACGUCUUAAAGCGGGGAAUAUAUUGUCAUGGGAGAAAACGUGGACUGUAUCGUUUCCUUGGGCAUUCCGACAGUCAUCUCUGGGAGAGAAAGUGCUACUUUAUGAACGCGGCCUCAGACACUGAAAUUCACGAUCUCCUAACACGGUUUGGCGACUUCACCAAGACAACAAAUGUUCCAAAACGCGCCAGAGAAAUUGGCUCGUUAUUCGUUCCCUUUGACCACCUAAUGGAGCUUGGUGAGGAUGAUACUGGAGAAGUGCCUAAUGUGAAAGGUAGACUCUUUGACAAGACGCCACGCAGUUUCACUAACUGUCGUGGUUUCAUGUCUCAGGGAUUCACCCUAAAGGUGCGACGCCAGCUUGGUUUGGAGUAUCCUGCACCCAGCGCCCUUCAAGUGACCAACCAAGGUUUUCAGGGUAUUUUGGUAUUUAGAGAAACUCUAACAGACCUCCCUCUGGUCCAAUUCCGCAAGUCCAUGCGCUUGUUUUCCACUCCGAGCAAGAAGAACGGCGAAGUUAUUCCUUAUAUUGGAAUUCUUGAUCAUUCCACUCCUGACGUGAACGGCUACCUUGAUUCGCGAUUGAUCAUGUUUCUGGCGACCAGAGGUGUGUCGAUCCGCUAUCUCAGGUCGCUUCAGCGGGGCUAUUUGACUCUAUUGAAGAGUAUGUGCACGAAUUCAGCAUCUGGUAAUUAUUUCUGUCAAUUAACUGGACGAAAGGCAACAGCUGAAAGAGAGGUUUUGGCCAGACUACAACGAGGUGAAGUAGAGAAGAUGCUUCAUCACGUUUGCGAGAUCGCAAAUAAUGGCGAACCACAAAGACGUCUCGUGAUACGUACGAGAAUUUUGGUGCCCAAAGCAAGAGUGGUGUUUGGGGUUUGUGACCCUUACGGGAAGCUAAAGAGUGGAGAGUGCUACUUCAAGCCAACCCUGCAAGGUGACGAAGAAUUUGAAGAGGUAGUGGUUUGCCCUAACCCGUGCUACCAUCCUGGAGACAUACAAGUGUUGAAGCAAAGCCAAGAGAAGGUCGACUAUGAAGAUCUCAAGGAUUGUCUGGUACUACCCGUAAACCACCGCCAUGCGUUUGAAACUUCUGGUGCAAGUAAGUUUUUUGUUAGCUGGGAUCAAGACCUGAUCCCAAAGAAGAAAAGAGAUAAGCCCUGUCACUAUCAGUCAAAACAGUCCGAAGACAUGGCGACCGCUCUUAAAGGUUGGUUUCAAAGAAUAUUUAAUUUCCUCAGGAAAAAGCAGAAUUAUCGAGACGAAAUGAUUCACUACUUUGCUUAUUUUGAGGAUGACCUUCCGCGAAGAAUUGGCGAUGUUUACAGGAAGUUUGCAGAGACGUAUGGCCCAUAUUCUAAAGAAUGCACUAAGCUAAGCAAGAUGAGUCAUCAAGCUGGAAACUUGUUGGCAAAUAGAGAUGAUUUGUUAAAAAAGUUGGAAAGAUUAGAAACCUUGGUGCAACCAAGACCAACUACCUCCGUGACUUAUCACUCAGCAGAGCGAUCACCUCUUUUAGGAACAGAAGGAGGAGGAGAGGAAGAAGACGUCGAUGAUGUGCAAGAAAUGUCCUCCGUUUCAAUCACCACCCGAAUUCGUCGUUCCUGGCCAGGUCACGGAGAGAGGCCGGCUUCGCCCCAGGUUUGGAAAGAAUUUGACGUGGAAUCGGAAAAGUUCAUUGAAGAAUUUUCCAGUCUCAGUGUUGUGAGUGAUUUUUCAUAAUGAAACUCUACAUCCAUUUUGAUUUGGAUUGUUGCACAGACUGCUUUAGAAUUGAGUGAGUUUUCUCCUCUUGAAUAUGAGACAAUUAGCUGAAAAAGACAAUUCGGCUAUACAGAACCUCUUUUCAGAAGCUCACGUAAAGAAAAAUCUUUAAAUGUGUUUCAAGUCUGAUGAAAGAGUCAUUCCUGUUAAAGAGAACUGACGAUAAAUCUGCACUCAAACUUUGACUUUGAGAAUUUUGCAAACGAGAAACUUGUAGCUGACUUGUAUAGAUACAGUUUAACAAUUCUUUGAAAUUGCAUUGUGAUGAAUGAAGAUGACGUAAACAGAAGUAAUGUAGAGUUAACAAAACUGUAGAACAUUAUUUUUUUGUUCCGCUUCCAAAAAUGUCAAAAGGAGACUAACUACAGCAAAGCCUAUUUUUAAACAACUAUUUUGCAACUUUUUGCUCUGCUAUGUAGAGCAACGCGAAUACUGAGUUAUUUCAGAUUAUACCAUAAACGUGACAAAAGUGGCGUAUUUUUUUAAAAUUUAAAUAUAUUAAAUGCACGAGUCAUAAUGCUUUGUAAGGUACACAUUUGUUCUGAAAUGAAAUGGAGGCACUAAAUUUAGUUAAAUGUU